AUGUCCUCGAGUGCAGGGCUGCUAGCUCCAAUCGGUUUGGAGAGGGUUCGGACGAGGGGUUUGUCACCGCCUUCCCCGUCGCUCGUCCCUUCUUCUCCCUCUCCCGGUCCUUCGCCCUCCCUCUCACAGACCGACGCCAACUCGCCCUUCUUCGCUUCAACCGAGGAGGAGAAAGGAAAGAGGGAGAAGAGAGAAGUGGAACGAGCGGCGUUCGAGGAGGCAAAGGCCUUGUAUGAAGCUGGAGUUGGGAUCGCGAGGGAUAAUCCGCGUGCUGCGACUCUACAUUUCAGACAAGCAGCAGCAGUUUUCUCGACCCUCUCUUCCUCGAAACACCUGAAAAAAAGGGACAAGGCGCUCUGGCAAGCGGGGAUGUGUUUUGCGCACGAGGGCGUGCGGUUGGGUCGGAGAGCUGCCCGACUCGCCCGAAGAAAAGGAGAGGGGAGGAAGAGGGCGGAGGAAGGAUUGGCGGAGGCAAGGGGGUGUUUGGAGCAGGCGAGAGAUUUGUUUCACUUUCUUGGGGAGACUGCGAAGGAAGCAAUAGCGCUGUACCAACUCGGUCUCUUCAGCUGCACCAUCGCCGAAGCCGCCGACCACUUCAAAUCCGCCGCCAUCCUCUUCGCCGAGUGCGGGGACGAAGGACGAGAGGCGAUGUGUUAUGCCGAGUUGGGGAACUUGUUUGCGGCGGGUGAGGGGGGAGAUCCGGAUUCGGGGAUCUGGUUCUUCAAGCAGGCCCUCUUGUUGUACCUCAAGCUCGGCGACACGCUCAAAGAAGCGCAUUGCCUCUUUUCCUGCGGCGUCCUCUUCGCUCGCCUCCCUCCACCCGACCCCUCCGCGCCCUCUUCCACGACUUCCUUCCCCUCACUCGGCGCCUCAACGUCCUCGUCUACCUCCCAUCACACCCCAAACCCAACCCAAAGCGCCCUCGCGUACCUCUCCCAGUCCGCGACGCUCUUCAGGAAGAUGAGAGACAGGAAGGGCGAGGCGGAGUGUAGGUAUCAGAUGGGGAAGAUCUAUGCGCGUGUAGGGGGCGCGAGGGAGAAGAGCGGGUUGGAGAGGGCCGUCAAGGAGUUUGAGGAGGCCAGCAACCUUUUCCUCAAGGCUGGCUCGAAUACGGAUUGCGCAUGGACAUACUACCGCCUCUCGCUCGUCAUGCUCAAAGUCCGCUCGAAGGAGCUCGCGCUGGACUACCUCGCCGAGGCGAGAAAGCUCUUUGCGGAUGCGAAGGAGAAGAAGGCGGAGGGAGCUUGUCUUGUCCGAAUGGCGGAGAUGAUGCGAGGUGAGGAGUCGAAGGAGUCAUUGGUGCUGGGCUCGAAGGAGGAGGAGGAGGCGUUUUUGGCGGACAAGUACCUAACAGAGGCCGCGACGCUCAUGCCCUCCUCGACAUUCGACCGUCUCACGCGCUCGCACUCACGCUCAUCGGCCCACUUCGGCCGAAGAGGAACGAUCCGCCUCUCCGCCUCGUCUCCCCAACUCUCCUCCAGCUCUCCCUCCCAGUCCCGCGCACCACCUCGUCUCCGCACCGCUUCAUCGCCAGACGAGCUCGAAGUCGUCCGCGAAGAAGACGAGGAAGACGAGGAUCAAGACGAAGAGGAGGGUCUCUCGCUCGCGCGGCAGGGAAGCGAAGGAGGACUUGGGCUCGGAGCGGGGAGGGGAGGAGAGGCGUGGUGGGCUGUUAAGGACGAUUCGGGGCUCGGAGCCGGUGAGAUGGACGCGAGGGCGGAGAAGGGGAAGGGGAAGGAGAGGGAGGGGAGGAGGGAGAGGAAGGCGAAUGCGGGUGGGAGUGCGUAG
This is a messenger RNA of Rhodotorula toruloides NP11, 1788 nucleotides long. RefSeq names its product TPR domain containing protein. The transcript has 9 exons. NCBI's taxonomy places the organism in Eukaryota, Fungi, Basidiomycota, Microbotryomycetes, Sporidiobolales, Sporidiobolaceae. The record is from RefSeq and is a predicted model, not a curated record. Gene Ontology annotation, molecular function: protein binding. Bases 1 to 1788 code for a protein of 595 amino acids.